AAAAAAUGUCAAAGAUUGUGAUCAGUGAAAGAACAAAUGGAAAGUAGGUUAGGAAGAAUUUUCCAUGAAAAUAUUGUCCUCUCAAAAAUGUAGAGACAUCAUGGUAUUUAGACUUUAGGGCAUGUUUGGAUGAUAAGUCAAUGAAAAGGAAAAAAAAAUUGCAAAUCUUCGGAGAGACUGGAGGAGAGGGUUUUGUGCUGGGUUCCUAAAACCCUCUGCCUAUCCAAUUCAAAAACAAUGCCCCAUCUCACAAGCUUCCGCCUCCUGUACUGCUCUCCUCUCCUUUCUCCAUUUAAAUCCCCAUUUCUCUCUUUCUCCACCCUCUCCAAAUCCAAGUCCCCUCUUCUCAAUCCUCCUUCAUUCUUCACUGUCCUCUCUUCUUCGUCUGGAAGGUAUCCUAAACUCCGUCGUCACCCCCACCAUCUGAGGAGAAGGAAUAGCAGUUCUUUCAGGGAGACUAAUAGGAGAGACAAAGGUAUGUCAACGGAGGAGACUGAGUCUGGGUCUGUUGGGUUUAACAAGAGGAGGGCUGAGGGGAGAGACAAGAAUGACAGGCCCAAGACCCUUCAGUUGAAAGCUCGGAAACUCAAUCCUGUCAAUACCAUAUGCUAUGUUCAGAUUCUGGGGACUGGGAUGGAUACACAAGAUACUUCGUCUUCUGUCUUGCUUUUCUUUGAUAAACAAAGAUUUAUUUUCAAUGCUGGAGAGGGCUUGCAACGUUUCUGCACAGAGCAUAAGAUUAAGUUGUCAAAGAUUGAUCACAUAUUUCUGUCUCGUGUCUGCUCUGAAACGGCUGGUGGACUUCCAGGGCUUCUUUUGACUUUGGCUGGCAUGGGAGAUGAAGGAAUGUCUGUCAAUAUUUGGGGUCCCUCAGAUCUUAAAUAUUUAGUUGAUGCAAUGAGAUCCUUUAUCCCAAAUGCUGCCAUGGUCCAUACUCGUAGCUUUGGGCAAGCUCUUGGUUCUGAUGGUGCUCCUAUUCCUGAUCUUAGGGAGUUUUCAGAUCCCAUUGUUCUCAUUGAUGAUGAAGUUGUGAAAAUAUCAGCCAUUCUCUUGCGACCAAGUUGCCUGAAAGGAUCUCAGAUUGUGACAGAGGAACCCAACAUGCUAUAUCCUUCUGAAGUAGGCAUAGAAGGGAGAAGGGAUCAUCUUCAGGAACCAAUUUUACCACAUUCAGCAGGUGAAGACAGCAAAGCUGGUGCUAUGGUGAAGCCUGGUGAUAUUUCUGUAAUUUAUGUUUGUGAAUUGCCUGAGAUUAAAGGGAAAUUUGACCCUCAAAAAGCUGUGGCUCUUGGACUGAAAGCUGGGCCAAAAUACCGUGAAUUACAGCUUGGGAAAUCAGUAGUGUCAGAUCGAAAAAAUAUCAUGGUUCAUCCAAGUGAUGUGAUGGGACCUUCUAUUCCUGGUCCUCUUGUAUUGCUUGUAGACUGCCCAACGGAAUCAUAUCUACAGGACCUUUUAUCCGUGGAAUCCCUCAGUAGUUAUUAUGCUGGUUCGUCAAGCAACCCACCAGAGAGUGCCAAAACAGUGAAUUGUGUAAUUCACUUAAGUCCUGCAUCUGUUGUAAGGGCUCCCAAUUACCAAGUGUGGAUGAAGAGAUUUGGUGCUGCCCAACAUAUCAUGGCUGGACAUGAAAUGAAGAAUGUGGAAAUUCCGAUUCUAAAAUCUAGUGCAAGAAUUGCAGCACGACUUAACUACCUUUGUCCUCGGUUCUUUCCAGCCCCAGGUUUUUGGUCUCUUCGGCAUCUUAACCACUCAAUUCCAGAAUUGAUUGCUUCAAGUGAGGGUUCUGUUACAAAGCUUUGUGAAAGCGUUGCUGCUGAAAAUCUUCUAAAGUUCCAUUUGCGCCCAUAUGCACAGCUUGGUUUGGAUAGAUCUGGUAUACCGAGUUUGAGCUCUCCCUCAGAAAUAAUUGAUGACUUAGUUUCAGAGAUCCCAGAGGUUGUAGAUGCUGCCCAAGAAGUAGGCCAAUUUUGGAAUGGGUUUGGAGAAGCAAAAGGGGAGAUAACUCCCAUGCAUGAUGAUAAAGUUAUGAUUGAAGAACCAUGGUUGAAUUGGAAUACUCUUCCUGGUUGUUUGGAGAAUAUAACAAGAGAAGACAUGGAGAUUGUUCUUCUAGGGACUGGUUCUUCCCAGCCAUCUAAAUACAGAAAUGUUACUUCUAUUUAUAUUAAUCUUUUCUCAAAGGGAAGUUUGCUCCUAGAUUGCGGUGAAGGAACCCUGGGACAACUGAAACGAAGAUUUAGUGUAGAGGGUGCUGACAAUGCUGUGAGGGGUUUAAGAUGUAUUUGGAUUUCUCAUAUUCAUGCUGAUCACCAUGCGGGUCUGGCAAGAAUACUUACUUUGCGACGUGAUUUGUUGAAGGGAGUACCUCAUGAACCUUUGCUUGUUAUUGGGCCAAGGCAGCUUAAGAGAUAUCUAGAUGCAUACCAAAAACUUGAAGAUCUAGAUAUGCAGUUCCUUGAUUGCAGGCACACCACAGAAGUUUCACUGAAUGCUUUCGAGUGCAGUUUUGAAACAAACAAGGAACACUCUUCUCCAGAAGGUCCAGUCAGUUUUGAGGAUGUAAACAAUAGAAAUACAGUUGAGUUAAUGAAUCAAAAUAUUGAUUCCUCUUUAUUUGCUAAAGGAAGUCGUAUGCAGAGCUAUUGGAAGAGACCAGGGAGUCCUGUUGACCAUAGCGUGGCUUUCCCAAUCCUAAAGAACUUGAAGAAAGUGCUCUGUGAAGCAGGUUUGGAGGCUUUGAUCAGCUUUCCUGUUGUGCACUGUCCCCAGGCAUUCGGUGUUGUCUUGAAAGCAUCAGAGAGAAUCAAUAGUGUUGGAAAAGUUAUACCAGGGUGGAAGAUUGUGUACUCUGGUGACACUAGGCCCUGCCCAGAACUAAUAGAAGCAGCUCGUGGAGCAACAGUUCUUAUACACGAGGCAACUUUUGAGGAGGGGAUGGUGGAUGAGGCAAUAGCAAGAAACCACAGCACAACAAAUGAAGCAAUCGAAGUUGGGAACUCUGCUGGCGCAUACCGGAUCAUCCUUACCCACUUCAGCCAAAGAUACCCAAAAAUUCCAGUUUUUGAUGAUGCCCAUAUGCACAAAACAUGCAUUGCCUUCGACCUGAUGAGUGUUAACAUGGCAGAUUUGCCUGUCCUCCCAAAAGUUCUUCCAUACCUUAAACUCCUCUUUAGGAAUGAGAUGACUGUUGACGAACUGGAUGAUGUAAUUUCUGCAGGUUUGGCCUCUUAACAAAAGAGAAAAAUGAUUCAAUCAUCAAUAUAAUUAGCGUAUUCUUCAUCA
Vitis vinifera (wine grape) is the source of this 3285-nucleotide messenger RNA. RefSeq names its product tRNase Z TRZ3, mitochondrial. Gene Ontology annotation, molecular function: 3'-tRNA processing endoribonuclease activity. The transcript has 12 exons. Gene Ontology annotation, biological process: mitochondrial tRNA 3'-end processing. The record is from RefSeq and is a predicted model, not a curated record. NCBI's taxonomy places the organism in Eukaryota, Viridiplantae, Streptophyta, Magnoliopsida, Vitales, Vitaceae. The coding region runs from base 238 to 3234 and encodes 998 amino acids. Gene Ontology annotation, cellular component: mitochondrion.